Numida meleagris (helmeted guineafowl) is the source of this 684-nucleotide messenger RNA. The record is from the annotation of a RefSeq genome assembly. Lineage: Eukaryota; Metazoa; Chordata; Aves; Galliformes; Numididae.
AUGAACCUAAGCUUCUUCGACCAAUUUUCAAGCCCAUACCUCCUAGGGAUCCCACUCAUCCCAUUAUCCCUCCUAUUCCCAACCUUACUACUGCCAUCACCCAACAACCGUUGAGUAACCAACCGCCUCUCAACCCUACAACUCUGACUCGCCAACCUAAUCACCAAACAACUUAUGACUCCUCUAAACAAAGCCGGUCACAAAUGGGCCCUCUUACUAACCUCACUUAUACUCUUCCUCCUCUCCAUUAACCUGUUAGGCCUACUCCCGUACACCUUCACCCCAACCACCCAGCUAUCGAUAAACAUAGCCCUAGCCGUCCCACUCUGACUCGCCACACUCCUAACAGGCUUACGAAACCAACCCUCCGCCUCUCUCGGUCACCUACUCCCCGAAGGAACCCCUACACCACUCAUCCCAGCCCUGAUCAUGAUCGAAACAACCAGUCUACUCAUCCGACCGCUAGCCCUAGGCGUACGCCUAACAGCAAACCUCACAGCUGGCCACCUACUCAUCCAACUCAUCUCCACAGCUACCGUCACCCUCCUACCUAUAAUACCAUCAAUCUCAGCCCUAACAGCACUUAUCCUAUUCCUACUGACUAUCUUAGAGGUAGCAGUAGCCAUAAUUCAAGCCUACGUAUUCGUACUCCUCCUAAGCUUAUACUUACAAGAGAACAUCUAA